Molecule: messenger RNA, 1532 nt
Organism: Halichondria panicea
Lineage: Eukaryota; Metazoa; Porifera; Demospongiae; Suberitida; Halichondriidae
Product: raf homolog serine/threonine-protein kinase Raf-like
Exons: 7
Coding region: 158-1465 (435 amino acids)
Biological process (GO): MAPK cascade; protein phosphorylation
Molecular function (GO): MAP kinase kinase kinase activity; ATP binding
Source: RefSeq, a predicted model, not a curated record
ACACAGUGAUAAUUACAUAAUGAAAGCAUGUAAAACUGCUAGAUACACUAGAUAGACAACACCAUUUUCACUUUAGUUCUCAUAGUGUAUAAAUAGUGCGGGGGUUCAGUGCAGUGCACACAAUCUAAGCUAAGCACACAAAGUGAAUGUCCAUGUUAUGUUGAGUAGAAUGUUACCGAUAGAGCACCUAAGAUCAAGACUAUUGAAGAGGAAGUUCUCUCCAGCCACUAGCAGUGUCAAGGAGUCCUCCAUCUCUAACUCGGUGGCAGGGCUGGACCCCCAGCAGCGGUGCAGUGCGGGUGGUCACUUUAUGUGGAAUGAAGCUAGGAGGACACACUCUGAUCCCACUCCAUUAAGAGCAGCCAGUGAUGCAGCAGAGGCUGCUGGUAGAGACACAGACACACUCAGGGAAGAGGUCACUGAAGAAGAUGAUGAUGUCUUCUAUGACACAGAUUAUGGCUUCCCCUUUGUCAAUGAGUGCUAUAGUGAAGUGUCCACUCUCCAGCGAGUGAACAAGUGGGUGUGGUCAACCACCCUAGGAGAGGAUGUGUACGCAGCGUGGGAGGAGUGGAGGGUACCCCACACAGAGCUACAGCUGGAGAGAGUCCCCCUGACUACCACCAGCAGGGAAGUCAUUUACAGUGGACUCUGGCACGGUAGAGUGGCUGUUCGGACCAGGGAGGCGAGGGAUGUGAGUGACCUGUCCUGCUUCCUCCAAGAGGUACUAACUCUAAGUUACAUGAGACACCAGAACAUCCAGCUGUUCAUGGGGGCAGCCAUUCAGCCUGGGGCAACCCAUCCACUCAUACUCAUCAUGAGUGAGGUCAGAGGUCACAGUCUCCACACCCGCCUGUACUUGUUUGGUCACGCAUUCACCUAUCACUCGAAACUACAAAUACUGAAUCAGAUUGCUGAGGGCAUGGCGUACCUGCAUGCUAAGACCAUACCUCACGGUCUACUCACCUCCACCCACAUCUCACUCACUUGCCGAGUGUGCAUUUCUCUCGCCCCCCGACAACCCAAACCCCAGAUCUACUACCCCCCAGAGCUCUCCUACCUACCUCCAGAAUACAUUCGUACCCUCCACAUCACUACCCCCUCGCUACCUGUGACCAUGAGAGCCCCCUCAGUCCGCCUCUGGAGGGAGGGGGGCAGGAAGGACAUGUUCCAGGCCGACGUUUUUGCAUUUGGGACACUAGCGUACGAGCUCGAGACUUUGAAACUACCCUUCCACUGUGUUGCCAUGGAGACGCUUAUCCUCCGAGUGGGUAGGGGGGAGUGUCAAUCGCUGCAGCUGCUCAAACGACGUCACCUGGCCACCAUCAUAGAGAGCUGCUGGAAACACACACCCCACCACCGACCAUCAUUCGCAAACCUUGUGAAGGACCUAGAGCAAAAUGUUGUCAUGACGAUCCCCCCUUCUAUCACCAGAAGUAGGUCCAUGCCAACUUUACUAACUUCAUAGCUAGCUACUUUAUAUUCACGCACAUUAAUAAUUAUAUUUCAAAUUAUAUCAAUUCAUUUUCAAGUAA